Molecule: messenger RNA, 4539 nt
Organism: Ruditapes philippinarum (Manila clam)
Lineage: Eukaryota; Metazoa; Mollusca; Bivalvia; Venerida; Veneridae
Product: heat shock 70 kDa protein 12A-like
Exons: 5
Coding region: 150-1892 (580 amino acids)
Molecular function (GO): ATP binding; ATP-dependent protein folding chaperone
Source: RefSeq, a predicted model, not a curated record
AAAUGAAACAGAAACUUACGAUCGCUAAAAAUGUUUAGCGAAGAUUACCUUUAUACCUAUUACAAUGUUUGGAUUGUUAAACUCAUUCUUGCUUUAAAUGUCACUUUAUGUAUGAUACGGUCACAUGGUAACAGUUUUAAAUUGUAGAAAUGGCAACAGCAUCUAAACAAGCAACUAAAACAGGCACGCGUAUGAUUGUGGCCGCCAUCGAUAUAGGGACAACAUACAGUGGCUGGGCAUAUUCUACUCUAACUGAACCUGAAAAGAUUUACGCAAAUCAAGCAUGGUUUGCCGAUGGAGGGUCUUUAGCAUCCCUUAAGACAGCAUCAUGUAUUCUCUUUACACCGGAAAAAGAAUUCAAACAUUUUGGGUACGAAGCUGAAACAUCGUUCGCAAGUCUUGCUGAGGAUGAUGAACAUUGGGGAUGGUAUUACUUUCGAAGAUUUAAAAUGCUUUUGAAUGAAAAUCACAAAUUGAAUCGUUACACUACAAUCGAAGAUAUAUCAGGAAAGAAAAUGCCAGCACUUGUAAUAUUUGCUAAUGCUAUAAAGUUUCUUAAGGAUAACUUCUUUGCAACCAUUCGGAAGAGAGUAACCAACAUUACGGACACGGAUGUCAUCUAUGUUCUAACUGUUCCUGCAAUUUGGGAUGACAUGGCUAAACGGUUUAUGCGGGAUGCAGCAGUUGAGGCUGGAAUUUCAAAUGACCAACUGAUAAUAGCACUCGAGCCUGAAGCAGCAUCAAUUUGGUGUCAGGAAUUACAAACCGAAUUUCAAAGAAGCGAUGACGAGAAUGUUCUAGGAAUUUCAGCAAUUGGUACCCGGUACAUGGUUGUUGAUUUAGGAGGUGGAACAGCUGAUAUUACAGUACAUGAAAGGAGACCGAAUAAUACCCUGUUAGAGAUUCAUAAACCAAUAGGUGGACCAUGGGGUGGGACUGAAGUUGAUAAAAACUUCACUAAAUUGUUGAAACGAAUCUUUGGCUCGGUCGAAUGGGAGAGGUUUGAACAAAACGAUUUAGAAGAUUUACUUCACAUAUACAGAGAUUUCGAAGCCAAAAAGAGAAAUUGUCAUUUAAAUUCUUCUGAUCAGGUAACUCUAAAAGUACCGUCAAGUCUGAAAGAAUACUACGAGGAAAAUGACAAGAAAACAACUGCAGAAAUUGAAAAGAAAUUUGAUAAACACAUUACAUGGAAGAAGGACAAAUUAAGGAUUGAAGCCUCCGUUUUGGAGAAAUGUUUUGAAACACCGAUAAACAAAAUAGUUUCCACCGUAAGGGAAGUUCUAUCGAAGAAGAAACUUAGAAAUGUAAGCAGAAUAAUACUUGUAGGUGGUUUCGCUGAAAGCAUUUACGUACAAGAUAGAUUCAAAGCAAAUUUUGCAGACAAGCAAAUCAUCAUACCUCCGGAUUGCGGACUCGCUGUUUUGAAAGGAGCUGUUCUUUUCGGCCAUAAUCCGUCAAUAGUAACCGCAAGGAUUGCACGUUAUUCUUACGGUCUUGAUAUUGCUGUUCCAUUUGAUCAUACAAAGCACCCAAAAGAAAAAAUGGUCGAUUCCAACAUUGGAAAAUUUUGCCUGAAUACAUUUUGGAAAGCAGUUGAAAUCGGGCAACAAGUAGAGGAUGGAUAUGUAGUGUCAAGAAUUGGAAAAGCAGUGGAUGAUUUUCAACGCAAACUGGUAUUGAACGUUGUCAAGUCAACCCAGAAUGACCCGCUUUUUACAACAGAUAAAGGCUGUGAAGUAAUUGGAGAAAUUGUAGUUCCGAUGGAUUGUACAUUAAAGGCUGAUGACAAUGCCGUGGAAGAAAUGUUCAUAUUUGGAGGUACAGAGCUAAGGUUUCAAGCCAAACACAUAACUCGCGGGGAUACACACGUACUUAACAUUGAUCUUUGAUUUAUCACACGGUAACUGAACCUAUUGGAAAGGGUUAAUUGAAAGAAACUAAUAGAUUGUUGAAAGUUAUUAAUGCAAAAUGAUAGUGUUAAAAAGGAAAAAAGAAUAAAAAGAGAACAACGGAGUCCCUACAGAACGCCCAAAACGACGAAAGAUUUAAACUCGAAAAAUGGGGAAUUUGGAAUUAAGAGACAUCCGCAGAUGUGUAUAUACGGCCUUCAAUGUGACACUUUAAUAAUGCCUUUCCAUGAAAGCGGCGUAUGGUUCCCAAGUAAAAGGCGUGCCCUAUUCGACAUAACAUUGGAACGAACUAAACAAAACAUAAUUUUUAAAAGGGCAUAUCACACACAAGAUGUCAAAAGACAAAUUUUAAAAGCAGGUACCAUAUUCUAGGGUCAAUUAUACACUAUUUUAGUAGAAAUACUUGAACCACCAAUAUUAAAAAAGAUCGGAUAGAAGAAACUAAAUAUACCACAAACAUGUAUACACGACAAUUAUGUCGUGACAAACGAUCUUUAAGGAUAAAAAAAUAUAACACAUUUGAUUAUAUGUACGGGGCGACUUUUUACAUAAAUUUUCUUAUGGCGAAUGGUUUAAAUAUAUAUUUUGUUUUUGAUGUACUGUUUUAAUGCUCCAUGUACAUGUACAACAUCUAAUUAACUUAAAAAAGUGUGCUGAUUCUGUUUAUGAUUAAGUUUUGAGCACAAUUAUUUGAUAGUGUGUGCCUUUUACAUUCAGAACAGAAAUAUUUGUAAUUAAAAGAUACAAAUUUAAAGCUGAUAUAUCAUGUUUAUGAGUGCGUUAUGAGAUAUUUUUUUAAGUUUUAAGUUAAGAUUGUAAAACCGAUAACUUUAUAGGUAAAUGUAUAUAUGAUCGAAGAACCAUCACGAAUGGUUAGUUCCCUUGAACAUGGCUUAUGUUAUGGAUUGAGAGAAUGCACUUUUUUUAACUACAAAGGCUCGCAUGAAAUAUUUUAUACAACUCGUUCAAUAAAUUCAGUAGUGAAUUUACGUUGGAAAAUCAGACGAACAUUUAUACAGAAUGCAGAAUUCUAAUUAAGAGUAUUUGCUAUACAUUUCAGUCAUUCUUAUUUAGAUUACAUAUUUUAUUUAGGUUACUUUAUUAUCCAACUUAUUUUGGUAAGAAUCAUCUUAUUUUUGAUAAAAAAUUCUGUUGAUUACAAUUUGAAAUAAAAUAUGCAACGUUGUAUUUUUAUCAUUUUAUUAGCCAGUGCAUGUUCGAUAUUUAGUUACUUCCUGAAACCCAAAAAGCGAAAUAUUCGAAAGAAGUACAGUGUGUAUUAAAGGUGACUCUCUUUGUACAUCGAUUUGUGAUUUGAAUUUCAUCAGUCAGUUUAAGAGCACUCUGAACCCUUCGUUUUAACACUUUUCGAAGGUGUUAUAGUCAAUAGAUUUAAAACCGUUGGUUUUCUUAUGCGUAGUUCAUGUUUUGGAUUACGGAAAUGUAUGGGUUUUUUAUCGUUUGUCUACAUACUUGGUUAUAUUACAUUAUGUGGAGCAGUUAUUACAGUAUAUAUAUAAACAACAUCAGAUGAUAAUUUACACAGAAUACAGUGGAAAAGUCAUUCAAAAAUACAAGCUUAUAUUGUGACUGAAAUUCUAUUUAUUCCUUAUAUGUUUAAGUUAUUUUUAACAAAAUGUUCUACCAACCUUUUCAACUCUGUACAAAUUUUGUACUUAGGGCUAUUCAAUCUUGACCAGCCAUGUUUAUUAUUUUAUUUACAAUAUCACUGUAUUAUAACAUUUUAACACAUAAAUAUCUAAGUAUAUGUCACAAUGUAAAAUAAAAAAAGCGAUGGAUUGUAUAAUUAAGUUCCAAUAUGAAAUGGUUAUAAUUCAAUUACCACCAUUGAUAGGUAAUCGUUGCAUCUCUAGAUCUAUUAUUUCACCAUUUCCCUCCUUUUAGGACCGUUUUGCCCUUUUCCCAAGUUAGGUUUGGUACCUUUAAAGUGCCUUGGCGGUGUGACUAGGUAAUUUUGGGGUUAUGUUCUGUGAAUGUCUCCUUACAUUGUUGAUCUGUGUUCUAUUUCUUUUUUUUCUUCAAAUUCUUAAUACUGUAAAACUCGAACAUCAGUGCAUGCACAUAAUCCUGUGAUUAAAGUAAUGGAGAAUGCAUUUGAAAUUAUAAACAACUCGAUUAAACAAUGCUUCUAUUAUUUAUUAAGAGUAACUUCAAUAAAUUUGUAACAUUACAUAAGAAUUCCAAUCUGUAUUGUUUAUCACGAUAUUUUUAUGUGCCUUGUUAAGGUAAUACGUAUGUGAUAUAUAAUUUUUAUAUCGUUAUUUAGUUUUGUUACAUGCUAUUGAAAACUCAUUUACUAAAACAGAAAUAUACCGUGCCAAACUGUUUGAAAAUAGUUUGUAGAAUCGAUGUUUAAUAUUAUAUUACUUGUUUAAUCAGUCGCUUUACUUCUCGUAUAAAACUAACUGCCUGUUAAUAUUUUUAUCAGUAGUAUCGUAAACUGUUUGGUUUGACCAAUUAAGACAUAUUAUUUACAUCUUUACAUCUUUGUGUUAUCAACAAUGUAUCUGAACAAUUAAUAAGCUUUCCCAGACAUUAUGGCAUGGAUGCUUAAGUUUGAUAACUAUCACUCCAAAUUUGUGCCUUGAACUUUUAACCUUUACAA